This is a messenger RNA of Emiliania huxleyi CCMP1516, 390 nucleotides long. RefSeq lists its product as hypothetical. Bases 1 to 390 code for a protein of 129 amino acids. The transcript has 3 exons. The record is from RefSeq and is a predicted model, not a curated record. Lineage: Eukaryota; Haptophyta; Isochrysidales; Noelaerhabdaceae.
AUGGCCUCCCACCGCAUCGGCGCGCGCGUCGCGGGCCUCUCGCCAGCGCAGCUGUGCGCCAUCAUCGAGGCGCAGGCGGGCGCGAGCGACGCCGCGCUGCGCGUGGCGGAGGAGCACGCCGCUCGGCUCGUGGAGCAGCCCGAGUGGGUCCUCUCCGAGGUCCUCCUCUCGCCGGACCUCGCCCCGCACAUCCUCGCCCAGCUGCCGACCAAGGAGCACGCCGCCAAGGGGACUGGAGUGGGCUUAGUCUUAGGCGCGGGUGCGGCGGCGGGCGGGUAUCGCUUCUCCCAGCGCGAGGACGGCGGGCAUCACAGCAGCGACGGCGAGGCCGCGGGUGCCGCCACCGCCGCGUUCAUGUCGAUGAAUGGCGGCUCCUCGCUCGGCGCCUAA